GGGCAGGACGCCUGGGUUCUGGUCACAGCACUAACACCCCCCCCCGCCCCCCUGCCAGGCUGUGAGAUCUUCUCGGACGCGGGGAAUCAUGCCUCCAUGAUCCAGGGCAUCCGCAACAGCGGGGUCCCCAAACACGUCUUCCGGCACAACGACCCCCAGCACCUGGCCCAGCUGCUGGGGCGCAGCCCCCCCGGCGUCCCCAAGAUCGUGGCCUUUGAGACCGUGCACUCCAUGGACGGUGGGAUCUGCCCCCUGGAGGAGCUGUGUGAUGUGGCCCACGCGCACGGCGCCCUCACCUUCGUGGACGAGGUUCACGCCGUGGGGCUGUACGGCGCCCGUGGGGCCGGCAUCGGGGAGCGCGACGGGGUGCUGGGCAAGGUCGACAUCGUCUCCGGCACCCUGGGGAAGGCCUUCGGCUGCGUGGGGGGGUACAUCGCCAGCACAGCGGCGCUGGUGGACACGGUUCGCUCCUACGCGGCCGGCUUCAUCUUCACCACCUCGCUGCCCCCGCCGGUGCUGGCCGGCGCCCUGGCCUCCCUGCGGGUGCUGGCCGGGCCCGAGGGCCGGGGGCUGCGCCGGGCCCACCAGCGCAACGUCAAGCACAUGCGGCAGCUGCUAAUGGACGCCGGGCUGCCCGUCGUCAGCUGCCCCAGCCACAUCAUCCCCAUCCGGGUGGGCGACGCGGCCCUGAACUCCCGGCUCUGUGACCUUCUCCUGUCCCAGCACAACAUCUACGUCCAGGCCAUCAACUACCCCACGGUGCCCCGGGGCGAGGAGCUGCUGCGCCUGGCGCCCUCCCCCCACCACACGCCCCCCAUGAUGGACUACUUUGUGGAGCGGCUGGUGCAGGGCUGGCAGGACGUGGGGCUCCCCCUGCAGCCCCCCGCGUCCUCCUCCUGCCACUUCUGCCAGCGGCCCCUGCACUUCGCCCUCAUGAGCGAGUGGGAGAGAGAUUCCUUCGGCAGCCUGGGGGCCCAGUGCCUCACCAGCAGCGCCUGAGCCCGGGACGGACCCCCCCGGCGUGGGACGGCCGGACAGACCCCCCCCGGCGUGGGACGGAUGGACGGACCCCCCCGGCGUGGGACGGACGGACAGACCCCCCCAGCACCACCUGACAAGGGCUCUAAAUAAAACCCGUUCAGCUUGUG
Molecule: messenger RNA, 1148 nt
Organism: Trachemys scripta elegans
Lineage: Eukaryota; Metazoa; Chordata; Testudines; Emydidae
Gene: ALAS2
Product: 5'-aminolevulinate synthase 2
Exons: 5
Biological process (GO): hemoglobin biosynthetic process; erythrocyte development; heme biosynthetic process
Cellular component (GO): mitochondrion
Molecular function (GO): 5-aminolevulinate synthase activity; pyridoxal phosphate binding
Source: RefSeq, a predicted model, not a curated record